GUGUAAUUAUAACGUCAUAUACUUCAUUAAAGCUUAUAAUAAAACUUAAUUAGUUUAUGUAGUUGCUUUCGUGUUAGAAAAGCAAUAACUACAAGCCACCGAUUUGUAAACAAAUUAGUGUAAUAACACAACCAUAGCUGUAGUACAAAAUUUAUUAAUAUUUAAACAAAUUAUAGCUAUAAUAUAAACAAAAACAAAAAAACACAAAUUAAAUACAUUCCAAAUUUUCACCACAGCUGUUAGUUACAGAAGUUAAUUGUUACAAAUAACUCUUUAAAACAAAAAUACUUAAACACAAUGGGUUGUAAUACUAGUCAAGAGUUAAAGACAAAAGACGGCGCUAUCGCCAUCAAUGGUGAGGAGGUAUCUAACACUUCGCCUGUUGAAAAUUUUGAGCAACAAACACAAAACGGUAAUGUUCACAGCAAUGAACAACAACAAAAGGGCGGUGUCAUUGGAGGCGACCACAAUUCGGUUGGUGUUGAUGAUGAUAACGUUACUGCCAACACCCAAAUUAAAUCGGGUAAUAGUCACAAGCAUCAUACCAAAUCAAGUUCAAUUAUAUCGAAUGGUGAUGCUAACAAGCAUUCAAAAGAUGCAAAAAUUGUCUUUGACUCAUCGUCAGCAUCGCCACAGAAACCAUUUUCAAUAUACAAAGAAAAUGGUAUUGCUACAUUGAAUGGAGAUGGGCAGCUUAGGCAAUAUGGUAGAGCGGAAAUAUCAGAAUUGAAUGAUAUGGAACUGGGCGAGGAUGAAGAAGUGGAAGUGGACAUACGCAUACCACACCACCAUCAUCAUCAUGGCAGCAAAAAAAUUCGUCGAAAUCCGUUAAAAAAUUUGGAUCUCGAUUUUAAAUUUGAUGUUAAUUCGUUUUAGCCACAAUCUG
Teleopsis dalmanni is the source of this 886-nucleotide messenger RNA. RefSeq lists its product as uncharacterized. The coding region runs from base 298 to 876 and encodes 192 amino acids. The transcript has 2 exons. NCBI's taxonomy places the organism in Eukaryota, Metazoa, Arthropoda, Insecta, Diptera, Diopsidae. The record is from RefSeq and is a predicted model, not a curated record.